CAACUCAACGCUGUAUCGUAUUGCCUGAGUUAAGUUAGACCUUUAUAUAUGUUCUGUGAGAAAAAUGUCAGAUGCUUGAAACAAACCAUCGUGCCCGCCAAUUAAUCGCUCACAUUUCGCGAUUUUAAGUGUGAAUCAAAAAGGUAUCGACGCUAGGCCGAAAUAACAACUGCACAAAGUCUAAUAUUAUAUAUGAUCGAGUAUCAAAUAUCUUUGCGAUCGGCAGCAUGUCUCUCGUGAUGCCGAAUGAACAAACGUAGAAAUAAGAUGUCACCAUUCCGGAGAAAAAAGUCCGGGAGAUCCUUCCCUGUCAAAGUCUGCACCUUGGAUGCGGAACUUGAAUUUAAUUUGGAGUGGAGAUCGACGGGCAGAGACUUAUUUGAUCUGGUGUGCCGUACAAUAGGAUUAAGAGAGACAUGGUACUUUGGACUUCAGUAUGAAGAUGCAAAAGGCUUUAUUUCUUGGUUAAAAUUGGAUAAGAAAGUUCAAGAUCAAGGUAUUUCACAACAAUCAACAACAUCAUUCAUGUUCUUAGCAAAAUUUUAUCCCGAAGAUGUUGCAGAAGAACUUGUACAAGAAGUCACUCAACAUUUGUUCUUCUUACAAGUAAAGCAAGCUAUAUUGUCGAUGGAUAUCUAUUGCCCACCUGAGGCUUCUGUAUUACUUGCCUCUUAUGCUGUUCAAGCAAAGUAUGGUGAUUAUGAUGAAGUUUCAUAUCGUCCUGGAAUGCUUGCCAGUGAGGACUUGCUUCCCCAAAGAGUUAUAGAUCAAUAUCAAAUGACUCCAGAAAUGUGGGAGGAUAGGAUAAAAAUUUGGUACGCCGAUCAUCGUGGCAUGUCUCGAGAUGAAGCAGAAAUGGAAUAUCUGAAGAUUGCACAGGAUCUCGACAUGUAUGGUGUAAAUUAUUUUCCUAUUAGUAAUAAGAAGGAAACGGAUCUUUGGCUCGGAGUAACGGCAUUGGGAUUGAAUAUUUAUGAAAAGGAGAAUAAGCUAGCACCGAAGACUACGUUUACAUGGUCGGAAAUUCGUCAUAUUAGUUUCGACGACAAGAAGUUCAUAAUCAAACCUGUGGAGAAGACAUCGCCGAACUUCAUGUUCUUCUCGCAGAAAACUCGCAUGAACAAAUUGGUAAAGAAACAGUCAGAUGUUGGCAGCUGGGUGAGGGGUUUGAUAGCUUUAAAGUUGAACGAACAUAAUAGUGACACGGCUGCUCACAUAUUAUUUGUUAAGAUCCUAGACCUGUGUAUUGGCAAUCACGAUCUGUUUAUGAGGCGACGAAAACCGGAUUCCAUGGAAGUUCAACAAAUGAAAGCGCAAGCCAAGGAAGAAAAAUCCAGGAGACAAAUUGAAAGAAAUAAAUUAGCACGAGAAAAACAAUUAAGAGAAGCAGCGGAAAGAGAAAAAGCUGCGAUGGAACAACGGCUUCUGCAAUAUCAGGAGGAGAUACGACUGGCAAACGAAGCUCUUAGAAGAUCUGAAGAGACAGCAGAUCUUUUAGCUGAGAAAAGCCGCGUAGCAGAGGAAGAAGCAAUGCUUUUAAGUCAAAAAGCGUCGGAAGCUGAACAAGAGAUCACGCGAAUACGAUUAAAUAACAUGAAGACUGAAGAAGAAAAGGUCCAUUUAGAACGAAAGACCAGAGAAGCUGAAUUAUUAACGGAAAGGUUGGUUCAAGAAUCGGAACGUAGAGCUGCUGAAGCGGAAAAAUUGAAAGAUGAAUUAUUACGUGCGAGAAUUGCCGAGAAAGAAGCUAAGGAAAAACUAUUAGAGUUCCUGAGUAGAAAUGCCUACACUGCUACCAUAACCCCUGUGCCAAAUCUAUUUCCUUCUACGCAAGUGCUUCCAUCAGACCUACAAGCGGAUCUUCAGACUUUGCAACUAGACACAGAACCUCUACCACCUGACUUAACAUCCUACGAUCUUAUUGGCGAUGGAGACGUCGAUCAACUUUCGUUAGAAAUUGAAAGAGAGAGGAGCGAUUAUUUGGAAAAGAGUAAACAUUUGCAGGAACAACUGCGAGAAUUACGUUCUGAAAUUGAAGGUUUAAAGGUCGGUGAAAAGCAGUGCGAAUUGGAUCAAUUACACGAAGAACAAGUUCGACUUGGCGAGAAUAAAUACAGCACGUUGAAAAAAGUCAAGUCCGGAUCCACUAAAGCCAGAGUCGCUUUCUUUGAAGAGUUAUAGUUCUUGAGAAAGUAGCAACGAUAAUGCGUAUUAACAAGAAUCUAGUGAAAUUCAAUUGAUACUAAAAAAUAUAUAACACUAUACAAAUGUGUGCAUAUGUAAAAAGAGAGGAGGAAAGAGAUAUCUAUAGAUAUAGAAUACUCAAGUGUGCUAUAUUAUAGGAUAUUCCAUUUCUCAAUUAGAUGGUACCAGAUUUCUUAACAAAUAAAAUUGUUUUUCCUACAAAAUUUCUAUAGAAAUUUUCUAUUUCUACAUAAAUACUCAGAAAGCACAAUAAUGUUUUAAAAAAAUAUUUAAAAUGUAUAUUUUGGAUGUUCCAGACAUAUUAAAAACAUCUGAUAUUAUUGUUCUGAACUUCUCAAAAACAUUCAUUUUAGGAUGCAACAGACUAAAAUUGGAUUAAAUUAAAAUGUUAAUUCAAGCCGACAAAAUAGCUAACCCAAUAACAUAUCUAGACCAAACAUUUUAUGUAUGAAGUUUCUGUACACAAACUAAAUUUAAAAGUUGGUAGUUUAAACAGAAUAAAAUAGUUGUUUUGCAGGGCUCUCUAUUCUCUCAUUCACAAGAAAAUAUCGAAAGUAUGAAAGAAAAUCUAAAAUAGAGCCCGCAAAACAAUUAUCUCACACUGCAUAAAUUUCCAACUUUCAGAUUCAUUUCGCAUACAGAAUAUUUGGUCUAGAUAUAUAUAAAAAACACCGCGCUCGAACUUAGUAAAUUUUCGUCAUCAGAGGUAAUGAAACAUUCCUUGAAUGACUUAAAAUUUUCGCUCAAGUCGCGAGCAGAUUUAGAAAAUGUUUGCAUAAGAUUAGGAUUGCCAUAUCUAAAAUUUAAAAGUUGCAGAUCAAAAACCUCGGACAUUUCGUUUAUAACCUCGGACACGUACAAAAAAGCAUAUAAUAAAAUUAGUCGCAACAGUCAAUGAAUAAUUAUUUCACAAUGUAAUUGUUCAUAAUAUAUAUGAAACAUAUAAAACGUUUUAUAUAAUACAUAAAUAUAAAACAUUAAAAAAUAUAUAAUACAUUCAAAAUAGUUUACUUGUUUUUACUCUGCAAUUGCAUAUUAUAGAUUAUUAGAAAGAAUUAUAUUUUAAUAUUGAGAUUACAUACGAUUAAGAUUUCUACCUCAAUAGAGCUUGUAUCAAUGAAAAUACUGUUUUAACAUUUGCGUUGCGAGCUAAUAAACAAAAAAAAAGAA
Messenger RNA from Solenopsis invicta (red fire ant), 3375 nucleotides. It is a transcript of the gene Mer, whose product is annotated as merlin. The coding region runs from base 247 to 2181 and encodes 644 amino acids. NCBI's taxonomy places the organism in Eukaryota, Metazoa, Arthropoda, Insecta, Hymenoptera, Formicidae. Gene Ontology annotation, cellular component: cytoskeleton; adherens junction; plasma membrane. Gene Ontology annotation, molecular function: cell adhesion molecule binding; actin binding. Gene Ontology annotation, biological process: positive regulation of early endosome to late endosome transport; positive regulation of protein localization to early endosome; regulation of gliogenesis. The transcript has 9 exons. The record is from RefSeq and is a predicted model, not a curated record.